CGAGCGGUGGAAAUAGCUGAGGCGGAGCGGGCAGCCAGGAAGCGGCUAUGGAGUUUGACAGAUUUUUACCGCCCUCAGCUUUAGGUUUUAGCCUCUAGCAUUCUGAGCCGAAGGCAUUUUUACAUCUUACUCUGCUCCACGCCCUGGUUGUCCCCCGCCCUGUUGGCCCGUUUGGUGCAGCCGGAGUCCGCUGGAAUGGAGAAUCCGAGCCGGGGAGACAGUGGAGCUGCCCCCUUCGUCACCCCUAGUGAGAGCCCAGACCCGGAGCGGCCGGGUGACCUCCGGAAGGAAAAUGCUCUGGGAUCAGAAAGAGUAGAAGAUGGAAAACAAAUGGUGAUAAGCAGCAGUGAGUGUAAUCUCUUGCUGCAAGAGCCCAUUGCUUCUGCUCAGUGUGGUGGUGCUGAAAUGACAGAAUGCCAUAAGUCUGUCCCCUGUGGAUGGGAAAGAAUUGUGAAGCAAAGGUUAUCUGGAAAAACAGCCGGGAGAUAUGAUGUAUAUUUUAUCAGCCCACAAGGACUGAAGUUCAGAUCCAAAAGUUCACUUGCUAAUUAUCUUCACAAAAAUGAAGAGACGUCUCUUAAACCAGAGGAUUUUGAUUUUACUGUACCAUCUAAAAGGGGCACCAAGUCAAAUGAUAAAGACUGCAGCCCAGCAGCUCUGACAUCCCACCUGCAAAAUGAAAGUAGCAUUUCAAACCGGAACCUCAGGACAAGAAUCAGGUGGAAAAAAGAUGUGCUUCCUCUGCCAAGUGGUAGUUUGGAGUCCCAAGCUAGCAGGGAACUCUCUAACUUUACUUCCAUGCAUUUGCUUUUGAAAGAAGGCGACGGUGUUAAUGAUGUUGACGCCAGAAAGGUUAGAAAGUCCAAAGAGAAGAGGACUACUGUGAAAGAAAUUCAAGUUAAGAAAACUAAAACAGGGUGCCUGAAGAGUUUUCCAGAUCCUGUUCAAAGUAACAGAAAAGGAGAAUCUGUGUGUAAUGAGGCAGAAGCUGAAAGUGAAUCUGUUGCACAAGAAAGUCAGCUUGACAGGACUCUAUGUGUUUCUGAUUCCAGAGCAAGCAACAAGACCAUCCAUGUGACCAACAAAGAAAAGAGACUUGUAAAAGAAAAAUCAUUGCGUUCAGGAUCAAAUUUUAGUUUUGAACAAACAACUUCGGGCAGCAUAAACAAAUUAUGUUCGACCAAAGAAGCAGAACACACGUGUGAGAAUACCUUUUUAGAACCUGAGGAAAUAACAACAGUAGAAGUUGGGGAAAGGAAGGAACAUUUGCAUGCUGACAGUUUAGAAUGUGGCUCUGAAAUGGACAACUGCUCACAAACUGAGAAAGAUUCCACUUCUGUUAAAAUAUGUCGAGAAGACACCAUCCCACGGACACAAGUAGAGAAAAGGAAAACAAGCCUAUAUUUCUCCAGCAAAUAUAACAAAGAAGCUCUCAGCCCCCCACGUCGUAAAGCCUUUAAGAAGUGGACACCUCCUCGGUCACCUUUUAAUCUUGUCCAAGAAACACUUUUUCACGAUCCAUGGAAGCUCCUCAUAGCAACUAUAUUUCUCAAUCGCACCUCAGGUAAAAUGGCAAUUCCUGUGCUUUGGGAGUUUCUGGAGAAGUAUCCUUCAGCUGAGAUAACAAGAACUGCAGACUGGAGAGAGGUGUCAGAACUUCUUAAACCUAUCGGUCUCUACGAACUUCGAGCAAAAACCAUUAUCAAGUUCUCAGAUGAGUAUCUGACGAAGCAGUGGAGAUAUCCAAUUGAGCUUCAUGGGAUUGGCAAAUAUGGCAACGACUCCUACCGAAUUUUUUGCGUCAAUGAGUGGAAACAGGUGCACCCUGAAGACCAUAAGUUAAAUAAAUAUCAUGACUGGCUUUGGGAAAAUCAUGAAAAAUUAAGUCUGUCUUAAAAACUCUGUGAUGUUUUAAAACUCACUUUUUAUAUAUUGCUUUCACUCUUCAGAGCUCAAUUAAGCCAACCAACUAUGUUUCCAGGUAUAUAAGUUUUAAUCGGCCCAAUUAGAAACCUAAUUCUUAAUAUUUGUGUCACUGGUAGAUCUUUACUACUGAACGUGCUGAAACAUGUUUUGAGAUUUCUUUAAAAAAUAAAUUGUUAUUUGAUAACGAUCCU
This is a messenger RNA of Pipistrellus kuhlii (Kuhl's pipistrelle), 2117 nucleotides long. RefSeq names its product methyl-CpG binding domain 4, DNA glycosylase (gene MBD4). Bases 196 to 1896 code for a protein of 566 amino acids. The record is from RefSeq and is a predicted model, not a curated record. Gene Ontology annotation, biological process: base-excision repair. NCBI's taxonomy places the organism in Eukaryota, Metazoa, Chordata, Mammalia, Chiroptera, Vespertilionidae. Gene Ontology annotation, cellular component: nucleus. Gene Ontology annotation, molecular function: DNA binding; pyrimidine-specific mismatch base pair DNA N-glycosylase activity. The transcript is spliced from 8 exons.